This is a messenger RNA of Ilex paraguariensis (yerba mate), 345 nucleotides long. Lineage: Eukaryota; Viridiplantae; Streptophyta; Magnoliopsida; Aquifoliales; Aquifoliaceae. The record is from the annotation of a GenBank genome assembly.
AUGGGGUUUAUCGCAAUGUAUGCAACUCUUGCCAGCCGAGAUGUUGACUGUUGCUUGAUUCCAGANUUUACAGGGUUUAUCGCAAUGUAUGCAACUCUUGCCAGCCGAGAUGUUGACUGUUGCUUGAUUCCAGAAUCACCCUUUUAUCUUGAAGGAGCAGGUGGACUUUUUGAAUAUAUAGAGAAACGACUCAAAGAAAAUGGUCACAUGGUUAUUGUCAUAGCUGAAGGUGCAGGACAGGAGCUUCUUUGUGAGAGCUUGCGGUCUACUGAUCAGAAGGAUGCUUCUGGAAAUAAGCUUCUCCAGGAUGUUGGGUUGUGGAUAUCUCAGAGGAUCAAGGUAUGA